Oncorhynchus masou masou (cherry salmon) is the source of this 3417-nucleotide messenger RNA. Its product is annotated as seizure protein 6 homolog. NCBI's taxonomy places the organism in Eukaryota, Metazoa, Chordata, Actinopteri, Salmoniformes, Salmonidae. Gene Ontology annotation, biological process: synapse maturation; regulation of dendrite development; regulation of protein kinase C signaling. The record is from RefSeq and is a predicted model, not a curated record. Gene Ontology annotation, cellular component: neuronal cell body; dendritic shaft; endoplasmic reticulum. Bases 274 to 3417 code for a protein of 1047 amino acids. The transcript has 17 exons.
GUACGCUGACUUGAAGAAAGAGAACGGCAUACUCAACGAUCUAUCUAUCUAUCGAUUUAGCGAACGUUGAAAUUGAACAGUCUCUGUCUAUCAGCUGAUAACGACAUGAGAACAUAGCUCUCAGUGGAGCGCCAGUGCUGCGCAGUGUGUGAUCCUGAGGUCUCACAGCAAGUGGCUUUUGCUGUACGAGCAGUCUCUAUUUCAUUUUAAGGAAAAGUGUUGAUCCCAAGGACAUUCCUUUCUAUUAGCAGAGGACCAAUACUGAAAGCAAGCAUGAGUGCGGCACGAGAUUACAUAGUCGUUCUGAUGGUUCUCUUUGCAAUGAUGACUGACAUAGGCGCUAAAGGCUCCUAUUCUGAGGAUGGGACGUCCGUCACACAGAAGGGACAGUCUGAGAGUGGUGGCCCCAGCCUGGACCCCACCAAACGGGACACAGGCAGAGAGGUCCCCCUGGUGACAACCGCCCCGACCCUGAAUGUCCCCAACCACCACCCUCUCUACAAGGGCUUCCUCUUACAGGAGUCCCUCCAAAGACAGGGACAUUUCUUUGAGGACAGUGGGGGUGUGGAGACCCACCCCGCUAUGCCACCCUCAGGUCCCCACUUUGCCAGAGACCCCUCCUCCACUCACACGGUGCCACACAAGGACGCGCUAAUUUUCUCCGAUGUUGCCUCAACCACUACCACUGUGGCAACAGCCACGUCACCGUUGGCAACAAAGGGCAGUGUUACUCCAGAGAGGCGUGUGUCUGUGAAUCAGAGAGUAGCGUUGACCAAUGGCAGGGGAGGGAGGACAGAGGAGGAAGCUGUUGCCAUGGAUACCCUGACCACUCCUGUCAUGCACACCUCCGCUCCCUCUCCCCUCUCAAACACCCCCAACCUGGCUGCUCCUAUGGGUGAUAGGUACACUGAGGUCCCCACUGCAUCCACCAUGACUCCCCCAGCCUUGACCACUUUGGUGGAGAAGGUUGCAUGGAAGUCAGAAGAACACAACAUGAGCCACGCCAGUGAAGGGAUAGAGAUUGGGACAUCAGCAGUAUCUGGUGCUGUGGAUGAGGAGACCACUAUAACCACAACCACCAUCAUCACCACCAUGCACCACCCAGCUCCCUGCAUCUUCAACUUGACAUCACCAGAGGGCUACAUAGAGACGCCCCAGCCGUCCAGCUCUCAUUACUACUCCUCUGUGGACUGCACCUACACCGUCACGGUCUACACGGGCUAUGGAGUAGAGAUACAGGUGAUGAACGUGAGCCUGUGGGAGGGGGAGCGGGUGACGUUUGAGGACCUGGGGGGCGGGGAGCCCUCUGUUCUGGCCAAUGAGUCUAUACUGUUGAAGGGCCUGGUGGUACGCAGCUGGAGCAACCACAUAACCAUCCAAUUCCACAGCCAGAGACAGACCCAGCCUGGGUCCUUCCUGCUCAGAUACCAAGCCUUUGUGUUGAGCUGUACCUUUCCCCAGCAGCCGGUCUGUGGGGAUGUGUCUGUGAGCAGCCUCCACUCUGGUGGAGAGGCCUACUUCUACUGUCUGACUGGAUACCAGCUGCAGGGAACCAACACACUGACCUGCCUCAACGCCAGCACCCCCUACUGGAGCGGCACGGAGCCGCAGUGCCACGCUGCCUGUGGUGGCAUUGUCCGGAAUGCCACGGUCAGCCGCAUUGUGUCGCCCGGUUUCCCUGGCAACUACAGCAACAACCUGACGUGCCAUUGGCUUCUGGAGGCCCCAGAGGGACAGCGUGUGCAUGUCCACUUUGAGAAGGUGGCCCUGGCAGAGGACGAUGACAGGCUUCUGAUCAAAAAUGGGAACAACAUUGAUUCUCCUCCGCUGUAUGACUCAUAUGAGGUGGAGUACCUGCCCAACGAGGGCCUGGUGAGCACCUCCAGAUCCCUCUUCAUAGAGCUCACCACUGACGGUGCAGGCACCUCCACCGGCAUCGCCAUCAGAUACCAAGCGUUUGCAGUGGGCCACUGCUAUGAGACGUUUGUCAAGUACGGUAACUUCACCAGUAAUGACAGCACGUGGGCAGUGGGGACGGUGGUAGAGUUCACCUGUGACCCUGGCUACACCCUGGAGCAGGGCUCUGUCAUCAUUGAGUGCAUGGACCACAACAACCCCCAGUGGAACGAGACUGAGCCCGCCUGCAGAGCUGUUUGCAGUGGAGAGAUGACUGACUCUGCUGGAGUGAUCCUGUCUCCUAACUGGCCGGAGGCCUACGAUAGCGGACAGGACUGCAUCUGGGGGAUUCACGUGGAGGAAGACAGGAGGAUCAUGCUAGACAUCCAAGUCCUCAAUAUAGGGAAGAACGACCUGCUGACAUUCUAUGAUGGUGAUGACCUGACUGCUACGGUGCUGGGCCAGUACGGUGGCUCACGGCCACACUUCAAAAUCUACACCUCCAUGGCCGACGUCACCAUCCAGUUCCAGUCUGACCCGGCAACCAACAUCUACGGCUACGGCAACGGCUUUGUGGUGCACUUCUUUGAGGUACCUCGUAACGACACGUGUCCGGAGCUCCCAGAGAUCACCAACGGAUGGAAGAGCACCUCCCAUCCUGAGCUGGUCCAUGGCACAGUGGUCACCUACCAGUGCUACCCAGGCUUCCAGCUGGUGGGCACAGAGCUGCUCAUGUGCCAGUGGGACCUGACCUGGAGCGGAGACCUGCCCAGCUGUGAGAGAGUGCUGUUGUGUGCCGACCCAGGUACUGUGGAGCACAGUCGCAGGGUGAUGUCCGGCCUGCGUUUCACUGUAAGCUCCACAGUCCAGUACAUCUGCAACAAGGGCUACACCCUCUCUGGAAACAGCCUGCUCUCCUGCUACAACCACGGCUCCUCCGGACCUAAGUGGAGUGAGAGGCUACCCAAAUGUGUCUCAGUAAACUAUGAGCCUUGCAGGAACCCUGGCAUCCCAUCAUACAGCACCCAGAUCUCAGAGAAGCCUCUCUAUCAGGCCGGGGAGACGCUGCGCUUCUCCUGCCUCAGAGGCCAUGAGUUGCUAGGGGAGCCUGUCCUCCGCUGUGUCCCUGGACACCCUUCACAGUGGAGCAGCCUGCCCCCUGUCUGUAGAGCCUCCUCAAUGGAGUUUAUAAAUGAACGCAGGUUAGACACUGCCAGUGCAGACUACAGCAUGGAGGGAGCCAACAUAGCUCUAACAGUCUUUAUACCAGUGGCCCUCAUCAUGGUCUUCAUCAUCGGAAUCUACCUUUACUUCUUUAAGGUUCAGGGGAAGCCUAUGUGUCUUCCCAUGUCCACCUCCUUACCAUAUGACCACAUCCCAGGAGAGUCCACCUUCGACAACUCCCUCUACGAAACAGAGACUACGAACAACGAGGUGAGACCAAGCUACAACCUGCUUAUUAAGACUCCAGUGUGUCUGUCAGUCAGUCUUCAUCAAUUCCACACUGAUUCUGCAGCCUGA